UUAAAAAUUCUCUUACACUAUAUGUAAAUAGCCCCCGUAGCAGCUCUGUAGGUGUUUUGGUUUCUCUAGUGCCAUCUAGCGGUGAAAUUCACAACUCGUCACUUCUUCAUUCAACAUUCAUCGGGUUAGUUUCUUCUCUCAAUUGCUGGGUAAACAAGAUGUCUUCCGCGGAACAGUUCGCUGGCGAAGAGCAUUCUAAGAUUUAUGCCAAAUUUCGCCGAGACACUCCAAUGUUGAUGGCUGAAAAAAUUGUCUCCUACUUAAAGGAAAAGUAUGACGGACCGAUGGACCUCGCAAUCGAUGUUGGCUGCGGCUCUGGGCAAGGCACAGUUAUAUUGGCUCCAUUCUUCAAGAAAGUCCAUGGGUCGGACAUCGCAGAGAGCCAAAUCAAAGCAGCUAAUGAAACCCGUGCAAGGCCGAACGUUACUUACUCCUUUGAACCCUCUGAAAAGCUGGACUUUCCCGAUGGGUCUGCGCAACUCGUGACUGCCGGAUCAGCCCUCCAUUGGUUCAACAUUGACGCCUUCUUCCCGGAGUGUCGUCGCGUCUUAUGCAACAAUGGCGUCUUCGCCGUCUACAUCUACUACGCCAUUAAACCCCUCGUCGACGAUCCCGAACAAGCUGCCAAAAUAGAUGAGCUCUAUGAAAGUCAUUCUUCGAUGACUUUAAAGUAUCAUGCUGUACAAGCUAAAAUAGCAUUCAACAGAUACAAGGAUGUCAACUUUCCUUUUGAGGAGGUACACCGAGUACCCGACGUGAGAGAUAUAUAUGAUGGCCACCUUGAUGACGUAGUCGGCUACAUCCAAUCAUGGUCAGGCUUUCAAAACUUCCUCAGAGAGCAACCAGAAAAAGCCAAAGAGUAUGUUGCAACUUUUGAAAGAAAGUUGAAAGCUAUUGCUAAAGCCUGCAACUUGUCUGAAACUGAGCCCAUCAAAUUGUACAGGGACUUUCUUUUGAUUAUCUGCAGGAAGACUGAAAAGUAACCCCAUAUAAAGAAAAAAAGAAAGCUGAUAAACAAUUAAAGUGUCUGUAAGAAUAAUGUUGAAAUAAAUACUUAUAUUUUUGCAUGUU
Molecule: messenger RNA, 1071 nt
Organism: Uloborus diversus
Lineage: Eukaryota; Metazoa; Arthropoda; Arachnida; Araneae; Uloboridae
Product: putative methyltransferase DDB_G0268948
Exons: 7
Coding region: 159-983 (274 amino acids)
Molecular function (GO): S-adenosylmethionine-dependent methyltransferase activity
Source: RefSeq, a predicted model, not a curated record